CACGGACGUUUGGUGGUUGUAGUUUCGAGUGGACGAGGAUGGAGAUACUUCAACAGUGGUGGAAGCUUAGGUUUUCGUUCCGGAACGCGACGAUCAUCGUCUGUUUCUUCAAUCUCGUCACUGUGAUUCUCUUGCUUCAGGGUUUUCUCUCUGCUUCCUCUAAUCGCAAAUUAUCAACAACUCAAUCAAAUUCAGUUCAACUUAGGUAUAUUAAGGAAUCUGAAGAGAUACGCCGAGCCAUGGAACCCUUACAAUUGAUAAAAAGAGUGAGGGAAAUUGAGCAAGAAGCAUACACAGAACCAGAGCUUGUCCAAAGGAAAGACACAAAGGAGACGGCUGCAAUUGACGUAAUGUCAAGGUUGAACAAUAUUCGUUCUAAUUCAGAUGCUGCCAGCCUAAAAGCUUUAGAGGAAUGGCGUAAACGGAAGACUGAACGGGCACGACAGCGACAACUGGGUAAAAAUGGAACAGUUAUUUCACAAGCCUGAAAUAUUUGUCAUGUCCAAAUGCAUAUAAAGUCCCGUUUAAGAACAUUGGGUAACUUGUUAAAUAACUUCUUAAAUAAGUUAUGUACAUCAUGCAACUUUCCUUUGAGAGCUUCUGUAAUCCGUAAAGACCAAAUCCAACAGCCUUGCGACAACAGAAACUGGGUUUUGCUUUUCUUUUCUCCCACCAGAAGUGAACGAUGCACUUGUAAAUGUUCAAGAGAGAGAUUUGGCCGGAGCGGAUUCAGUUUCUUGAUUGCACACAUGGUGGCAUGGUACAACACCAUAUUUGCAGUCUCAAAUAGUUCACGUGUUCUUUUGGUUUUGCAUUUGUGUUUUUCUUGUGUCAAUGAGCUCUAGGUUCGUGAAACUCAUCUUGCUGAGAGACUUGAUAACAGGAGAAGAGGCACUGCUUUCCGUCAACCAUACUGGCUGAUGGAGGCAUGUUAAUGGUAUGCUUAGCAGGAACACUUGGUAAUAUCUUGAAAUUUGCUAAGUUUUUGUGAUGGGUGGUGAUGAAGAAAUAAUUUUUUGUAAAGAAUUGUAGAGCUAUCUACUUCAUGCAA
Molecule: messenger RNA, 1051 nt
Organism: Cornus florida
Lineage: Eukaryota; Viridiplantae; Streptophyta; Magnoliopsida; Cornales; Cornaceae
Exons: 4
Coding region: 39-488 (149 amino acids)
Source: RefSeq, a predicted model, not a curated record